Messenger RNA from Nicotiana attenuata, 885 nucleotides. RefSeq lists its product as uncharacterized. The coding region runs from base 1 to 885 and encodes 294 amino acids. Lineage: Eukaryota; Viridiplantae; Streptophyta; Magnoliopsida; Solanales; Solanaceae. The record is from RefSeq and is a predicted model, not a curated record. The transcript has a single exon.
AUGGCUGGAGAAUAUAGAGGAGAUAAAGUUAGCCAAAGAGUAAUAUUGUCGGUAUCAUUUAUCGGAGGCCCUAGAGAUAUGCGCCGUAGGUAUAUGGAUGCAAUGGCUUUGGUUCAACGUUUUGGAAAACCAGAUUUAUUUAUCACAAUGACAUGUAUUCCCGAUUGGCCGGAGAUCCAGGAAAAUCUAUGCGAAGGACAACUUGCACAAGAUAGACCAGACUUAGUGACUAGAGUUUUUAGGGCAAAAUUAAAGGAUUUAAAGGAUCAGAUUUUCAAGAAAAAAAUAUUUGGUCCUGUUGCGGCACAUGUCUUCGUGGUUGAAUUCCAAAAAAGAGGCCUACCACACAUACACCUUUUGAUAAUACUUGAACAAGGGUACAAGAUAACAUCAGCAGACCAAUAUGACAAGUUUAUUUCUGCGGAACUUCCUAAUGAAGAAGAAUAUCCACUCUUGCAUGACUUAGUUGUCAAGCAUAUGAUGCAUGGUCCAUGUGAAAAAUAUCGUCCAACAAAUUCAUGCAUGAAGGAUGGUCAGUGCAAGAAUCACUAUCCUAGGCCAUUUAGUAAUAAAUCAAUACAAGGAAAGGAUGGAUACCCUAUUUAUAAGAGAAGAAAUGAUGGAAAGACCGUAAAUGUUCGUGGCACGAGAAUGAAUAAUCAGUGGGUUUUGCCAUAUAAUCCUUACUUACUAACUAGAUACAAUUGUCAUAUUAAUGUGGAGUCUUGCUCUGGAGUGAAAGCAAUCAAGUAUCUCUACAAGUAUAUAUAUAAAGGGCAUGAUAGGUGUGCUGUUUAUAUUGAAUCAGAUGAUGGCGAAAAAGUAGUUGAUGAAAUCCAAAAUUUUCAAGACGCACGUUGGGUGUCUCCGCCAGAAGCACUAUGA